AUGGCGGCCCUCUCAGGCGUCAACGGCUCCAGCCCCGCCCCACGGGGCCUCUUGCGGCGCGGCAGGGCGGCUUGGGCGGCGGCUGACGCGUCCCUGGUGGUCAUCUUUGCAGUUGCAUUCCUGUCGUCCCUCAGCGGCUUCAUGUGGGGCUCUGCCCUCGGCCUCCACUCGCAGCUGCACGCCCCGGCAGUCGACGAGCUCGGCCUGCGGCACAAGGACACCAGCAUCACUGAGGCCCUCGAAGACCGGGCGCUGCGGCAGGCGGCGCUGCGGGAGGCCCAGGAGGGCCUCGGCCCGGAGGACCCCUGCCACACUGAGGAACACGCCGAAUUCGGCGGCGAUUUCGUCGUCAAGUGGGGCGAGGGGCACCUGAAGGACACCGCCGCAGAGUGCUGCGCCGCGUGCUCGAACUACAUGAAGUGCAACGUCUGGGUGUGGUGCGCCGACCCCGGCGGCUGCGAGGACGGGCGUAAGCACAAGGAGUGCUGGCUGAAGCAGCAGAAGAGCUUCAAUCCGGCGCACAUCACCGGUAUCCGGGGGCCAAGCGUGAAGUGGACCAGCGGCGCGCGAUUCACGAAUGAGGAGGCGCUGCGCCAGGUGGCCGCCGAUUAUGAGCGCCGGCUGAGGUUGCGGGCCAACGCCAGCCUGCCCCUGGUAUACCUGGAUGUGGGAAUCAAGGGCAAAUACGUUGGCAGGAUCGAGAUUGUCCUCUUCACCCACAUAUCGCCGCGGGCCGCCGAGAACUACCGGCAGCUCUGCACGGGGGAGCACGGCAUUGCAAAACCUGGCCACGAGGGUGCUGGGCGUCCCUACCAUUUCAAGGGCCGGCCCUUCUAUCGCAUAAUUGACGGGUUCAUAGACCAGAGUGGUGUUGACGUGGACUCUGUGUUUGGAGGUGAAUUUAAGGACGACGCGGCCGGCCUGAGGCUGAAGCACGACAGAAUAGGCCUGUUGUCAAUGGCCAACGCGGGGCCCAACACCAACACGGCCCACUUCUCAAUCAUGCUGGGACCUGCCAGCCACUUGGACGGGUCCUACACCAUCUUUGGAGAAGUGGUGACCGGCCUGAAGGUGGUCAAGGCGGUCAACGCGCUGGCCAAGGGCAAGCCCGACAACACCGCCAACGCCGACGACGGCGCGUUCAUCAUAGACAGCGGCCAGCUGCGGCGGGGCGCGCCUGUCACACAGGAGAUGCUGGCUGCAUGA
This is a messenger RNA of Monoraphidium neglectum, 1206 nucleotides long. RefSeq names its product peptidylprolyl isomerase D (cyclophilin D). Gene Ontology annotation, biological process: protein peptidyl-prolyl isomerization. The transcript has 11 exons. NCBI's taxonomy places the organism in Eukaryota, Viridiplantae, Chlorophyta, Chlorophyceae, Sphaeropleales, Selenastraceae. The coding region runs from base 1 to 1206 and encodes 401 amino acids. Gene Ontology annotation, molecular function: peptidyl-prolyl cis-trans isomerase activity. The record is from RefSeq and is a predicted model, not a curated record. Gene Ontology annotation, cellular component: intracellular membrane-bounded organelle.